Messenger RNA from Alternaria atra, 1179 nucleotides. RefSeq lists its product as uncharacterized. Gene Ontology annotation, molecular function: mRNA binding; U1 snRNA binding. NCBI's taxonomy places the organism in Eukaryota, Fungi, Ascomycota, Dothideomycetes, Pleosporales, Pleosporaceae. Gene Ontology annotation, biological process: mRNA splicing, via spliceosome. The record is from RefSeq and is a predicted model, not a curated record. The transcript is spliced from 2 exons. Gene Ontology annotation, cellular component: precatalytic spliceosome; U1 snRNP; U2-type prespliceosome. Bases 1 to 1179 code for a protein of 392 amino acids.
AUGACACAUCUACUCCCCCCGAUGCUGUUGAACCUGUUCGCCCCGCGGCCGCCGCUGCGAUGGGUUGAGCCGGCCGACCACGCGCCUGAGAAGCGCUGCACGCCCAAGAUUGGCGGCGUUGGCCAGUACUUGGAGGCUCUGAAGGAGUACAAAGACAAUGACGGCUACGUGCCGACCGACAGCUGGCUGCAGAAGCGCGAUCGCAAGAAGCUCGAAAAGAAGGAGAAACAGGAGUAUCUGCUUACGGAAGGGGUCAAAGAUUACAAACCUUCCGAAGACCCUAAAGUUCAGGGCGACGCCUUCAAGACGCUCUUCGUUUCUCGCUUAUCCUAUGGCGUCACCUCCGAUGACCUCGAGCGCGAAUUCGGCCGCUACGGUCCCAUCGAACGCAUCCGCAUCGUCGAAGACGUCACUCAGCCUGCUGACGCGCCAGCUAAGAAGCGAAAGCGCGGUUAUGCUUUUAUCGUGUUUGAGCGCGAAAAGGACAUGAAGGCUGCAUACAAAGAGACAGACGGUAUCAAGAUCAAAGAUCGACGCGUACUUGUGGAUGUUGAGCGCGGUCGCACUGUCUCUGGAUGGCGCCCUCGUCGCUUCGGUGGCGGUCUCGGUGGACGAGGCUACACCAAGGGUCCGUCUGCUCGUGGACCAAGUGGAGGCGGUAGCCAAUUCGGAGGACCCCCAGCUGGCCCUGGUGGCUUCGGAGCCCGUGGAGGCGGUUUCGGUGGUGGUUUCGGCGGACGAGGUGGUGGUCGUGGCGGCUUCGGCGGUGAUCGAGGUGGCUUCCGAGGUGGAUUCGGUGGCGGAGGCCGCGGACGAGGUGACUUUGGUGGUAGUCGUGGAGGAAUCGGAUACCAAUCCAACGGCUACGGACCUCCCGAUGGCGCGCCCGCAGGUCCCCGCGGUCCACGAGGGGGUGGCUUUGGCGGCGAUCGAGGAGGCGGUGGUGGAUUCGGAGGCGACCGAGGCGGAGGCGGAGGACGAUACGAAGACCGACGUGGCGGCGGAGGCGGCGGCUUCGACCGUGGAUCCAGCGGCGCUAACAAUGAACCGCUUGGCAGCAGAGAUCGGUAUCGCGACCGCGACGGUGGUGGGUACGGUGGAGGCCGAGACGAUGGCUCAAGGAAGCGCGGCUACGAAGGCGACAGCUACGACGAUCGGAGCCAGCGCCGCAGAUACUAG